AAAUAGAUGUUGGGUUUAGGGUUUAGAAUCUUAUAGAACAUUCUAGAUUGAUAAUCCAUUUUAUCGUUACACAAUCUCUACCCAUCUCUUCCACUUGGACGGGUUUAACGCAUUUCCAUUUCCGUUGCCUCUGCAGCUUCUUCCAAACCUCUUGCCUCCGCCGUUUAGCUUACUACCUUAUCCAUGGCGUCUAUGUUCUUGACUGUGAAGCCUUUUGUGAACAAAUUUGAAACACCCACUUUCUCUAAUCAGAGAUUACACAGCACUCGGAGAAUUUCCCUUAAAGUCUGUGCAGUGGGGAAGAAAUUGGAACCCGCCAAGGUUGUUCCACAAGGGGAUAGAGUUCUCAUUCGGCUCGAGGAGCUUCCUGAGAAAUCAGCAGGAGGAGUUCUACUUCCCAAGUCAGCUGUUAAAUUCGAGCGUUAUCUUUUAGGAGAGAUCCUCUCUACAGGUGCUGAUGCCGGGGAUUUGGGGCAAGGAAAGAAGGUUCUUUUCUCAGACAUAAGUGCUUAUGAGGUGGAUUUAGGCACAGAUGCAAAACACGUCUUCUGCAAAGCAAGUGAUUUACUGGCUGUAGUUGAGUAAGCUUUAGGUUACCCUUAUUCUUUUGUAAGGCAGAAGGAUUUUUCAUUGCUGUGGCUACAAAAUGUAGUUGAAUAUUAUAUAUUUUUGAAGUCUCUGACUCAGUUCCAUGGAGAUACUAUUUCUCUCAGCCUAAAAGAUAUUCAGUCUGCUUUCACUAAUUUAUAGAAUUUUGAUUUCUCAAUGGUAAAA
Molecule: messenger RNA, 774 nt
Organism: Cucumis sativus (cucumber)
Lineage: Eukaryota; Viridiplantae; Streptophyta; Magnoliopsida; Cucurbitales; Cucurbitaceae
Product: 10 kDa chaperonin 1, chloroplastic
Exons: 7
Coding region: 184-585 (133 amino acids)
Cellular component (GO): mitochondrial matrix
Molecular function (GO): ATP binding; protein folding chaperone; protein-folding chaperone binding
Source: RefSeq, a predicted model, not a curated record